AUCUGGUGUCGGUGUGUGCUAGUCAGAGCCAGCUUCAUUUUCUUUGCACCCAUUCACUGAGCUGUGAAUGCGUAAUAUUAUCAGAUCCACACUGGAUGACUGGAUGAUGGGCGUUCUCAGCAGUGAUUACAGAUACUCGGAACUUCUCUGGACUUCCUUUAUACCACUGUCCAGUGGGGGUUUUUAGGGCUUUAUCCUUCCUUCACAUUCACUGAUUAUGAGUCAGGUCUUCAGCAGCCACAUGGAGCCUUCACUCACCAGUGGAUUCGGGGCUGAUUUAAAUAGACAUUAUCCCUGCGGUUAUGGAGGAACCAUACCUGGGAGUAUCACCAAUCAACGCUGUAACAGCAGUGAUGGCAGAAACAAAAGUCAUGUUCGACUUAAUGACCAACUAAUACCAAAACCAACGGACAUAAAUAUAGCGGAGAAAAUGAUAAAGAUUGCCAUCCCAAAAGAGCAUCCCUAUUCAUCGCACAUCUCUCGUUUUGCAAUGUUCCCAUCCUUCCACUCACCAGAUGACCCACAUACAGGCGUCAGAGCUGCGUCUCAAUCUUUCCUCAACCUCAGUAUCCCAAAUAGUGCACCUGAUAUCACUCUGCUAAGCAAAACUAAAGGUGCUCCAUAUAGACUUGAGAGCUUAGAAACACCACUGAAAACAAGGAAGAAGGCUGUUAUGUGGACAGGAGAACAUGGCUUUUUUGAUCAUGCAAAACCAGCAAAGGGAGAGAGCCAGGUUUUCUACCCCACUCCCCCAAAGAUGGUGCUGCCCAACCUGAAACUUCGAGACUGGGAUUUGACGCUAUCGGAGAGGACAAGCAACAUCCUGAAAAACAUGGAGAAGACCCUUUGGGUCACUUCCUACCAAAUGCACUACACAGGAUCAGGGCCAGCAAAUCCUUUUAUGACAGAUGAUUUCAAGGAAAAAAUGACUAACUUUGCUGGGAUUAAUUCACACACGUCAAACCUGCAAGAAAGGUCGCAUCCUGUGUUUGUUCCUUCUAAAGCAAGGCAAGGAUGUAGAAAAAGACUGGGGAGCAAUGUCAGGAGGAGCAGCUGCAGUCCCACUGCUGCUGAACUCCAAAAUACAUCUCCAACUCUAAACCAAAGCACUGCCUCGCCUGCUGUGAACCAACCACAAGAGAUCACAGCUAUGCGUAAUGAGGCACCAGAUCUGAACCAAAUGGGUCAUACUCAAUCAAAGUGCAGCACUAACUCCACAAAGGCACAGCAGACUGAGCUGUCCCAGGAGGUCUUACGCAAGCAGCAAGCUCAGUGCAAAUGCUCUGCGCAUAAGGGCAGAAAGAGGGAAAACUGCAAAGUCCAGUUUGACAAUGUCAUGCAAGGAUCCCCGUCACAGAGCAACCAAGAGGCUAAAACUGCCCAGAUCACAAACACAGAGCAACUCUGGGACCUGUCCAACCGCCUACAUCCCCAAGGAGGGAUAGAAGUCAACAGAGAGGAAAGCAUCUGUGUAAAGGAUGUGCUAAAUGACAAAAAACCUUUUAAAGUUGGAAGAAAUAUACCCAGCUGUAGUCCACUACUUGAAGACAAAGACCAGACGGGCAGGGAAUCACAUCCCAAAUUGUUACCAGGAGCAGAGGACAGAGAGCGGCUACAUGGCAACUCUAAUCCGUGCAUCAUGCCACGCUCUCCUGUCCUGCCAGGCAGUUCUUCCAUUGGGACUGUGGGUAAAUCAGGUGCAGCCCUGACCCUAUUAGACCUUCAACAUUCAUUCAGCAAGUCAGAGGCUCAUCGCAAGUUCAACAGCUCCAUCACUCAUGCCGCUGUGAACCUUAGAGACAACGUAGUCUGUGGGAAAAAACACAACUUCUAUGGGAUUAACUGCUACUACAUCCAUGGAUGACCUUCCAUCCAGCCAUUUUUCCCACUUACCCAAUUCAGAAUUGCAAGGAUGGAUGGAGUUGUUCCCAGCUGUCAGAGGAGAAAUGGCAUGGUACACCCUGGACAGUUUACCACUCUCACAUUUACACCUACAGACAAUUAACCUAACCACAUACACGUUUUUGGACUGUGGGAGGAAGCCUGAGGACGGGGAGAGCAUACAAACUCCACACAGGAAGGCCCUGUCCAGCUGGUGGAUUGAAACCCAGGGCCUUUGUGCUGUGAGGCAACAGUACUAACCACUGCAGCUCCCAUAUGGCCUUAUAAACAUAAUUGUAACAUCUCAGUAAAGCAAUAGCAGUUCUAAUAACCUGAAUCCUGAAAGUAACUUAGUAUUAAAAUUUAAAUGACUGCAUGUAUUUAACAUUACUUAAGUGUGACUUUUCAUAACCAAAGAUGCAGUGGACAGUUUUUCAGAAGCAUUAUUGCACCUAUAGAGCAAUUUAUCACAGGUUUCAAUAUAGGUUAUUGUUACAUAACACCCACAUUAAAGACUUCUUGGCACAACUAAAAAUGGACUUUCAUGGACUGACCAUAAGGAAUACAGCCUAUUUUGUGCAAUCCCUCAUAUGACUAUAGUCACAUUUAAAGUUUCUCUGUAAUUGUAUAAGAAUGCAAUUUGUUUUUCUUUCAGACUGAAGCUAAUUAGAAUAAACAUAUUACUGCGAGCACAGUAAGUGUUUCAUCCAUGUCGGAAGCAUUGUUAAUUUGCUCUUUAGCUUCAUACAUUUCAUUUGCAUUAGAGCUCAGGAUUUAUUUUACAGUACUGGUCUCUUACAAGCUGUGGCUAAUUGUAUCAAGUAAAAUAAAAGCAAAAGCCUUCAAAGCUCACUUCAGUGAGUUCAGCCAGCCUGCACAGUGCACACAGAAGCAAUUCAGCUGUACCAGAUUCAUAAUGCUGCACAGAUGAAUACUUUAGUCUUCCCUGUAACCUUUCCAAUUUUGCAGAGAGAGAGAGAGAAAAAUACGAGGCUGAUUUUUCCAGCAAAUGUAACACAGAGUGCAGCACAGAGCAUUGUGCUGCCUGUGUUAUGGAAUCCAACUCUGUGUAUUAUAGGUGCCGCAGUAACCUUCCAGCGUGCCACUGUGAAAGGAAAAAAAAGGCUCUUUUGCACAAAAUCUGUUGCAGUCAGGCUGACUUGUGUGAAAUGAUUUUUUUUAUGACAGUAUGUCCUUGAGGUGCAAGCCUGCAGCCUUCACUGAUACAACAGCGUCUCAUUCAGACUUUCACUGAAAAAGAAUAAUGGCUCACAAAGCAAAGUAGACACGCACAGUUUGCUGUUUAAUAAUGGAGACAAUAUCAGUUUGUCGACGGGAUGGAAAUAAAAAUGAUAUGGCUUUUGUUGAGUUCUGUUUCUGUCUGCUGUCAUAAUUAUGCAAUAAGUCUAUACUUAAAUCACGUGAAAUGAAUUAAAUGUAUAGAAAAACGUACCUAUUUACUCAACUGUUGUAUGUUUGCAUUUUAAUCUGUUUGCAGACGCUUUGACUGUUUAACAGCACAGAUGUGAUUCAGCA
Messenger RNA from Haplochromis burtoni (Burton's mouthbrooder), 3417 nucleotides. RefSeq lists its product as uncharacterized. Bases 218 to 1864 code for a protein of 548 amino acids. The transcript is spliced from 10 exons. Lineage: Eukaryota; Metazoa; Chordata; Actinopteri; Cichliformes; Cichlidae. Gene Ontology annotation, cellular component: centrosome. The record is from RefSeq and is a predicted model, not a curated record.